AUGCAAAAUCGUGCUGAUUUCACCACACACUACGGCAGUGUGUACUUUGAUGAUGAUGUAGACACAUCUCUCUUCUCUGUGCCUCCUCGGUUCAGAGGUUGUGAUGAGGUCCUUCAAGCUGGUCAGGCUGUGAGUGGUAUCUACACGAUAUUCCCAGCUGGAUUCAAUGAUGGGCUACAGGUCUACUGUGACAUGGAGACUGAUGGAGUGGGAUGGAUCGUCAUUCAGAGGCGUCAAGAUGGCAGUGUUGACUUCUACCGCAACUGGGCUGACUACCAGGUUGGCUUUGGCAGCUUGUCUGGUGAGUUCUGGCUUGGGAAUGACAACCUACGCAGCCUGACUGAGACUGAAGGUAAGUGGCAACUACGAAUUGACUUAGAGGACUGGGAGAGUAACACGGCCUGGGCUGAAUACGACGACUUUCAGAUUCAUGGAGAUAACUACAUACUCCAAGUCAACUCAUACAAUACCAACAGCACUGCAGGAGACUCACUCACAAGACAUAAUGGAAUGAUGUUUUCAACUAACGACAGAGACAAGGACAUAUAUGAUUAUGAUUCCUGUGCUAGACUGAAUAAAGGGGGCUGGUGGUAUAGGGCAUGUUAUCAAUCAAAUUUAAAUGGAAGGUUUGGGCAAGGGGAGUUUCAGGAUCACAUAGUAUGGCUGGCUUGGAAGAGCGAUUACUAUAACAUCAAAAGAUGUGCUAUGAAAAUAAAAUCUUCAUAA
Messenger RNA from Patiria miniata (bat star), 726 nucleotides. Its product is annotated as fibrinogen C domain-containing protein 1-like. The record is from RefSeq and is a predicted model, not a curated record. Lineage: Eukaryota; Metazoa; Echinodermata; Asteroidea; Valvatida; Asterinidae. The transcript has a single exon. Bases 1 to 726 code for a protein of 241 amino acids.